This is a messenger RNA of Linum tenue, 399 nucleotides long. The record is from the annotation of a GenBank genome assembly. NCBI's taxonomy places the organism in Eukaryota, Viridiplantae, Streptophyta, Magnoliopsida, Malpighiales, Linaceae.
AUGGUGACUAUUGGAACCAUGAAUGACAUUGUUGAAGCUAACCACAAAGUCGACCAUAUCUUUCCAGUGUUUGUCAAGAAAACGGUGGUAAUAACCAACACACUCAAGGUGCAAUUGAAGGUACACUAUAAGUCAAAAGACGACGAUCUUGGAGUUAGGAUGUUGGGACAUGAUGAAAGCUUUCAUUUUACAUUUAGGACGACAUUGUUUUUCAGAACGCUAUUCUAUUGUUCCUUUGAAUGGCCAGGUAGCAACGGACUCCAUUGGUAUGAUAUAUACGAUGACAUGAUUAAUCAUAAUGACCCUUCAACUCUGAGAUGGCUCAUUAAACCCCUUGGAACAUGCAUGUGGGAUAAAUAUACUUCGCUUUAUGACAUAUGUGAUUAUUGGAAAAAGUAG